This is a messenger RNA of Penicillium angulare, 1845 nucleotides long. Its product is annotated as guanine nucleotide exchange factor MON1. The coding region runs from base 1 to 1845 and encodes 614 amino acids. The transcript has 4 exons. NCBI's taxonomy places the organism in Eukaryota, Fungi, Ascomycota, Eurotiomycetes, Eurotiales, Aspergillaceae. The record is from RefSeq and is a predicted model, not a curated record. Gene Ontology annotation, biological process: vesicle-mediated transport; protein targeting to vacuole. Gene Ontology annotation, cellular component: fungal-type vacuole membrane; Mon1-Ccz1 complex.
AUGAAUGCGCCGCAGCCAUACCCCCAGAGCGAUAGCCGGGAUGAGCCUGCCGAUGAGAACUCGCCAGCGCCAGUGAACUCUGAUCCAUCUCACAGAGACUCUAGCCCGAGCUCAGAGGGCGAACGACCUCCUUUACCUCCGCGGCCUAAUACUUUAAGCCUCCUCAACGACGAAUCAGCAUCCCGGGCGGGGGCUACAACAGCUGUGUCGCGGACGGAAAUCGAUACACAAACAAACGAGGGGGCGGGGAAUGCAUACUCCUCGCUGGGUAUUCGGGGCAUCUCCCAGGGCUUAAAAGCUAAAGCCAGUCUUGGCCAUCUCACCAGCUCACGAGGAAGUGAAGCAGGAGACACAGCCAGCAUUCGAAGCUCCGCCCAAAUUGGCGAUGUCGGAGACGUCGAUGCUUUGUUCAGAGAUUUUAUCACAUCAACUCAUGGGGAAAAUUCAGAAACUACAGGUUUACUUCAUUACGCCGAGUUUCCCGCUGAUGAUGUGAAUGAUGAUGAGUUCUUAACUGAAUUCGAGCCUGUUGGAGAAAUCGACGAAGAAGCCGGUAACGAAGAUUCUCUUUUGGAGCGCUUCAAGUCGAAGCAAAAGCACUUCUUAAUCCUGUCUGCUGCUGGUAAGCCAAUUUGGACACGCCACGGUGAUGGUGGUUUGAUAUCCACCUAUGUCGGAAUCAUUCAAACAAUCAUCUCAUUCUACGAGGACUCUGAAGACCAACUAAGAAAUUUCUCGGCUGGGGACACGAAGUUUGUCAUUGUCACCCAUGGGCCUUUGCAUCUUGUCGCAAUUAGCCGAAUGAUGGAGAGCGAUAAUCAGCUUAGACUGCAACUUGAAGCGUUGUACAUGCAGAUUUUAUCCACGUUAACGCUACCUUCUCUUACUCACCUAUUCUCUGUUCGACCAUCUACCGAUUUAAAGCGACCACUCCAAGGGUCCGAAACUCUUCUGUCCUCUCUAGCUGAUAGUUUUACCCGUGGAUCACCGUCCACUUUGCUGUCAGCUCUUGAGUGUCUGAAGAUCCGCAAACAGCACAGACAAGCCAUUAACAAUGCUCUACUGAAGACAAAGACUAAAAACCUACUCUAUGGGCUAAUUGUCGCCGGUGGACGACUGGUCAGUGUUGUGCGGCCAAAGAAGCACUCGCUUCAUCCGGGAGAUCUUCAGCUCCUGUUUAACAUGGUCUUUGAGGCUGAUGGAGUCAAAGCUGGCGGUGGGGAAAGUUGGAUUCCUGUUUGUCUGCCUGGCUUCAACAGUAACGGCUACUUACAUAUGUACGUCAGCUUUCUCGAUCUUCGAAGUGGUGUUGAAGAACACGAAUAUAUUUUGAAAGAAGAAUCUGUCGCCAUUGUCCUCAUUAGCCCAGACAAAGAAAGCUUCUUCGAGAUGCAAGCAAUGCGGGAUGCCUUUGUCGAACAAAUGGAGAAGAAUGGCAGCCUCAAGAUAAUUAAAGCUGCAAUCGACCAAGGCCGGCCAGCCACGACAGACAUCGUGCCCGGGUCUGUGCUGCAUCAUUUCUUAUACAAAUCAAGAGCGAAUGUGCAGUUUACCAUGUCCUCUUUCAACCCAACCUUCUCUUCAGUAUCUCGACGCCGAAGGCUUAUGUCUAUCUAUAAUAAUCUUCAUGCAAGCAUUCAUGCUAAAAAUACCCAUGUGAAAGUGCACCAUUGCGUGUCACGGUCAGCUAGCUCAUUCGCCUGGGUAACCCCGGUAUUUGAGCUUUAUUGUAUUGCUGAGCCAAAUGCGAACCGCAAUGCGUUGGUACAAAGUGCUACCAAGAUUGCGCAGUGGGUUCAUCAGGAGGAAGAGAGGAUUUUCAUCAUCGGCGGCGCGGUUUUCUAA